Messenger RNA from Macrosteles quadrilineatus (aster leafhopper), 1515 nucleotides. RefSeq names its product WD repeat-containing protein 74-like. Bases 191 to 1477 code for a protein of 428 amino acids. Gene Ontology annotation, biological process: ribosomal large subunit biogenesis. The transcript is spliced from 7 exons. The record is from RefSeq and is a predicted model, not a curated record. Gene Ontology annotation, molecular function: protein binding. NCBI's taxonomy places the organism in Eukaryota, Metazoa, Arthropoda, Insecta, Hemiptera, Cicadellidae. Gene Ontology annotation, cellular component: preribosome, large subunit precursor; nucleolus.
UUACACUAAUUCCAAAGUUUGUUUUGGUUUUUGGUUAGGUCAUUAGGUGACUUGUUUGUUAGGUUAUGUGUAAAAGUAUGCAGUACUAGAACUAUAACUAGGUUAGCUUUUGCUUGAUUAUUUCACUUUUAACUAAGAUUCCAAUUGUUUGUGAUGCCGUAGUAGGUAGCCUAUCUUUUGAACUUAAAUCAUGGAAGAUUAUCACAACGUGUUUAUUGGUGGAGUUUCUGGUGUUUUUAAAGGCCUCAAAGCAUCUCAUAACAAAGGUGUUCAUAACGUAAAAAAUCUUCAAAAGCUUAAAGAGAUCACACAAAGAAAUGAAGUAACCUUUUUAAACUGGGCUGAUAAACUUGAAAAUGAAAUACUCAUAGGGUAUAGCAACCAGUUGGUCAAAAUAUUUGAUUUAACAUCAAAUACCUUCAUACUGAAUGAACACAAAACCAUUGGAGAGGGACCAAUUCGAGGGAUCUUCAAGGUAAACAGUUCGCUGGUAACUGCAGUCGAGUCAGGAAUAGUGAAGGUUUGGGGUGAAACAGACUCACUUGUGGAAACUGGAGGGCCCAUCAGUCGUAUGAGACAUAGUCCCAAUGAAGACAAUGUUUUUGCCACAGGCGGUAAAGAGAAUGACCUCAAGCUCUGGGAUGUUGAAACUGGCAAAAACACUUUUACAGCAAAAAACGUGCGUCAUGACUGGUUGGAACUCCGAGUGCCAGUGUGGGUCAUGGAUUUAGCGUUUGUGCCAGAAUCUAAGCAAGUUGCUGUAGCCACUAGAUACGGUCAUGUGAGACUGUAUGACCCCUCCACUCCUACUCGCCGACCUGUUUGUCAAGUUGAGGAGAAAGACGUCAGUUUCACCUGUAUAGCUCCUGCACCCCGGCCCAACCAUGUAGUAGUCGGGUGUGCGGCCGGCAACAUGUACCUGGUGGAUCUGAGGGGUAAGGGGCUUCUGCUCAACAAGUUCAGAGGCUUCAUGGGAGGAGUGCGUGCCGUCGCUUGUCCCACUGUUGAACCUUACGUACUCAGCGUUAGUCUGGACAGGCACUUCCGAAUACAUCAUCUCAACACAAAGAAACUGCUUUUUAAGGAAUACAUGCAGUCAAGGUUGUCAGCUCUUCUGAUCAAGUCUAGUUUCACAAUGGAAGACAUCAAAGAAGAAGCUCCAGAGAUAAAAGAAGAAGAUGCGGAAGCUUUUGAGGCAGACGAAGAAUAUGAACAGAUGUUCAAUGAGAUGGAAGUUAUAACGGACAAAGUGGAACCAGUUAUAAAGAAAACAAAGAAAGGAAAAAAGAAAGUUAAAGAAAAUAAUGCAAUUGAUAGUAUAAUAGAAGAUGAAAUAAAAGAAAAAUUGACCUCUCUUCAUAAAGACGAAAUUUUAGAACAAGAAAAUCCAACUAGUAAAAGAUCGAAAUCAGGAAAAGUAAAAUCAAAAAAAUUGAAAAGGUUAAAAGAAGAAGAUGAUGUUAUUGUUUUAGAAUAGUAUAUAGUUAUAAUAAAUAUUUUACCGAUGGAUUACAA